AUGCGCUACCGAGGUUUCUCCUCCUACCUUGUGACGCCCCAAGAGCUCGACGAAGCGCUAAAGAAGAAUGCUCCGACUGCCAUUUCGACCGCGCCCAAAGUCAUCCCCGUCUGUGCCGCCUGGUUCAUGCCCAACGACCCUGAAAAGCGAACAGGUCUCCAGGUUUUCCUCCAGAAAAGAAUACCCACUGCGCGUUUCUUCGACAUCGACGAGAUAAAAGACCACGAGUCGGAAUGGCCGCAUAUGUUGCCAACCUGCGAUGCUUUUGCAGACGCAAUGUCCAAGAUGGGCGUCAGACGCGAGGAUGAAGUGGUCGUCUACGAUACUGAAGAGCUCGGUUUGUUCUCUGCUCCCCGGGUGGCCUGGACCAUGCGGGUCUUUGGCCACCCCAAAGUCCACAUUCUCAACAACUUCCGUCUUUGGGUAAAGGAAGGCUACCCGGUCGAGACCGGUCCUCCGGAAGUUCCCAACAUCACCAAAUAUCCCGUGCCGGCGUACAAUACCGAUAUGGUGGUGAAAUUUGCAGAAAUGAAAACAAUCGGCUACGACUACGGAAAGGAGGGCUCAGAAGAGAUUCAGAUACUCGAUGCUCGGUCCAAAGGUCGAUGGGAAGGGACUGAACCAGAACCGAGACCGGGAAUCAAGAGCGGACACAUGCCUGGGUCGACAAGUCUACCCUUUCAGGAACUGCUGGACCCCGAGACCAAGGCGCUGCUUCCUCCAGAGGAGCUGAGAAAGUUGUUUGAAAGCAAACACCUUGACCCUAAAACGCCGUUCAUCACCACUUGUGGGACUGGUGUGACCGCAGCCAUCAUCGAGGCGGCGCUCAAGCAAGCCGACUUUGGUUCAGAGCAAGACCGAAGAUUGUACGACGGCAGCUGGACGGAAUGGGCCUCCAGGAUAACCCCGACCAGUGGUCUGAUUCAAACCAAAAAAUCUACAUCAGAGAAGCCUUGA
Molecule: messenger RNA, 957 nt
Organism: Fonsecaea nubica
Lineage: Eukaryota; Fungi; Ascomycota; Eurotiomycetes; Chaetothyriales; Herpotrichiellaceae
Exons: 2
Coding region: 1-957 (318 amino acids)
Biological process (GO): transsulfuration
Cellular component (GO): mitochondrion
Molecular function (GO): thiosulfate-cyanide sulfurtransferase activity
Source: RefSeq, a predicted model, not a curated record